Messenger RNA from Micropterus dolomieu (smallmouth bass), 1046 nucleotides. RefSeq names its product dicarbonyl/L-xylulose reductase (gene dcxr). The transcript is spliced from 10 exons. Gene Ontology annotation, biological process: glucose metabolic process; xylulose metabolic process. Gene Ontology annotation, molecular function: L-xylulose reductase (NADPH) activity; carbonyl reductase (NADPH) activity. The record is from RefSeq and is a predicted model, not a curated record. The coding region runs from base 173 to 907 and encodes 244 amino acids. NCBI's taxonomy places the organism in Eukaryota, Metazoa, Chordata, Actinopteri, Centrarchiformes, Centrarchidae.
AAUUUGCAGCUUCUGCUCCUCCGUCGUCGCUUCUCUCUCUCACAUCCUCGCUGGGAGGAAAGGAAGCGAGGAGACACAUUAGCGGAACACAGAGACACCGACAGCCUGCAGCCCGGACCGCCGCUCGGACGCACAGCUGUCUGCAGCUGAUCCUGGACGGACCUGACCGAACAUGGAGAUUUCAUUUGAGGGCAAACGAGCUCUGGUCACCGGAGCAGGAAAGGGGAUUGGCAGGGCCACGGCUCUGGCUCUGGCACGCUGUGGGGCAGAGGUCACGGCGGUCACACGCACACAGGCCGACCUGAACAGUCUGGUGCUGGAGUGUGCAUCCAUCAACCCGGUGUGUGUGGACCUAGCGGAUUGGGGGGCCACGGAGGCAGCCCUGCAGGAAGUCGGCCCCAUUGACCUGCUGGUGAAUAACGCUGCCUGUGCCAACCUGCAGCCGUUUCUGGAGGUCACCGCCGACCAGUUUGACCAGUCAUUCAAUGUGAAUGUGAAAGCUGUGCUGCAUGUCUCCCAGAUAGUUGCUCGUGGAAUGAAGGCCAGAGGAUCAGGCGGCUCCAUUGUCAACGUUUCCAGCCAGGCCUCGCAGUGUGCCCUCAGAGACCACGCUGUCUACUGUGCCACUAAAGGAGCCCUGGACAUGCUGACUAAAGUGAUGGCUCUAGAGCUUGGACCCCACCAGAUCCGUGUGAACAGCGUGAACCCCACAGUGGUGAUGACUGAGAUGGGUCGCGUGGGCUGGAGUGACCCCAUAAAAGCCAAGACCAUGAUUUCCCGCAUACCCCUAGGCCGCUUUGCAGAGGUGGACGAUGUGGUGAACAGUAUUUUAUUCCUGCUGAGUGAUAAGAGCAGCAUGACUAAUGGAGUCACUCUGGCGGUGGACGGAGGUUUCCUGGCCUGCUGACCAACACGAGCCUCUUCUCAGGACACCGCUGUCUGCUCAGAAGAAUAAGAACAAAUCCUUCCUGUCUUAUUACCUCACUUAAUUAUACAGAUAGAGGUCAGUUGUAUUCAGUAAAUAAACUAAACCACUGCACAACCAA